AUGACAUAUAGUUACAUAGUUACGCAGUCUCAAGGAACAGUGAUCCACUUUAACAAGCCUCAAGUGCAGGCAUUCUUGGCAGCGAACACUUUCACCAUCACAGGCCAGGCUGAGACAAAGCUGCUGACAGAAAUGCUACCCGGUAUGUUAAAACAUCUUGGUGCAGACAGUCUGAGCAGCUUAAGAAGAUCCGUUAAAACUCUGCCCACACAAUCUGUGGAUGGAGGAGAACCACUUGCUACUGGAGAGGAGGAGGAAGGUAAAGUUCCAGAUCUUGUGGAGAAUUUUGAGGAAGCUUCCAAGAAUGAAGCAAAUUUAACUGAGUCAACUUCUGAAGAUGAUAAAACUCAAAGAAGUUACUGGGAGCUGCUACUCCCAGUAGCAGGACUGGUUUUUAAAAUUCUGUUCAUGUCUCUGAGAAAAUCCAGAUUUCUAAUAUUUCUGAGCCCAGGCCCCUUGGACACAGCAACUCUUUUCAGUGUUUGCUUAGACACAAUUUGUUCUUUGAAGCUAAUUAAGCUGAAGAAGCCUGGGAAUAACGUUUGA
This is a messenger RNA of Lontra canadensis (Northern American river otter), 546 nucleotides long. Its product is annotated as transcription factor BTF3-like. Bases 1 to 546 code for a protein of 181 amino acids. The record is from RefSeq and is a predicted model, not a curated record. Gene Ontology annotation, cellular component: cytosol; nascent polypeptide-associated complex. The transcript is spliced from 2 exons. NCBI's taxonomy places the organism in Eukaryota, Metazoa, Chordata, Mammalia, Carnivora, Mustelidae.